Molecule: messenger RNA, 2201 nt
Organism: Penaeus indicus
Lineage: Eukaryota; Metazoa; Arthropoda; Malacostraca; Decapoda; Penaeidae
Exons: 7
Coding region: 354-1733 (459 amino acids)
Biological process (GO): phosphatidylserine exposure on apoptotic cell surface; engulfment of apoptotic cell; apoptotic process involved in development
Cellular component (GO): plasma membrane
Source: RefSeq, a predicted model, not a curated record
AUCAGCGAUUCUGCUUUGCUUCGUUAAGGAGUGUUUGCCAAGGGUGUCGAGGAACGUAAUUAAUACAUUGUUAGCGAGAGAAAAAAAAAAUGUGUUAAAAGUGGUCGAGUGAUAUUUGGGAAUUUUCGAGAAAAUCAUAUUACUGAGGUGAAGUGGUUCCUUAGGUAAUAUGAGUCCAGCGAUGACUUUGAGGAAUACAAGAGCAUCUACAAAGUACAUCGAAGAAGUAACCUAAACGUUUACAGGAUCGAGAGAGAAAAUUAAACGUUAAAGAAUAUAGGAAUUAAUUUAAACGUUUCAAGGAUCGAGAAAAUAACUUCUAAGAGUCGCAGGAGAGAAGAUUCCCCAGAAGAAUGAUCAACGCAGGGUUCGAACCCGACCUGUGCCUCGACGUCGGAGGAACCGGCUCUCACGACGAAGAGGAAGACCCACGUCCUCCUCCUACAGUGGGAACCCAAACCGACAACACCCCGACGAUCCUGAGCUCCUGGAAGAUCCUGAGGGCGAAUAACACGGCCCCCAAACUCAACACUUCGUCAGGAUCAGCUGUUUCCGACUACGUGGUGAUCGAGACAAGUUCGUGGGGCUUCGACGCUUCGACUCAGACCCGAGACGCCGAACUCUUCCGCUACAGCGAGGCAAGGGUCAGAGACAUGGUCAUGGCGUGGCGCAUGCUCACCCUCUUCCUGCCAUGCACUUGGUAUCUGAUCAUGUACGUGACGGAUCAGCUGACGGACGUGGUUGUUACGGCGGAGUUCUGUUCGUCGGGGGAGAGCUGGUGGUGCGGUCUCUCGGUGACGUUCCUGGUGCUGCCCAGCCUCUUCAUCAACGGAUACGCCUACGAACAGCUGACGCAACCAGACAUCGCCAGCGUGGCACCUCUGAACAAGUGGUUUGCAAGGUGCCUUCUCCUCUUCCAGCUCUCGCCACAUUUCCUCAUAGCGAGGAAAGUCAGCUGGUGCUACCGCGCUUGGCGGUCCCAAAGCUGGCUACAAAACAAACGCCAAUCAUCCUCUCCUUCCUCUUCCUCUUCCUCUCCUCCUCCUACCUCCUCCUCAACCCAGCCACAGCGACAACCGGUAGUCCUCCGCCGCACGCCCAAGGAACUCUGGGAACAAGCGAGCGCAGAGACAGAAUCGUCGACAGUUAAGUGGUUCCAGUCGCUGUUGGAGUCGGUGCCGCAGUUGAGUCUCCAGACCUACGUCCUCAUGGAGCAGAUCAGACGCUACCAGGACCCAGACCACGAGCAAGGCGUGGUAUCUGCAGCGCUCGUUGCCUCGGCGCUGGUGAGUCUGACCUCAGCGUCUUCGGGUCUGGCCUCGGUGCUGAGCGAGAGGGCGUGGGAGAGAGUGGCUGCUUCCGUCGCCAUUUUCCUGACGCUGGGGUCCCGCGUGCUGGUCAGCGGCGGCGUCGGCACCAUCCACCAGGCGCUGUGGUUCGUGCCCGUUCUCUCCGCCACGCUCAUCGGUCUCGUCACCAAGAUGGCCGAGACGAAGGAGGAGACGUGGGCAGCUGUUCUCACCAAGACGCAUAAAUAUUCCUUCGAGAGCUUCCUAAUGGCUACUGUCUGCCCGCCUUUCAAUGCUCUCGGUCUCUUCACGUCUGUCUCUUACGUUCUGGCGGGGAUGUGUUACCUCAUGCUCGAUCCCGGGUGCUUCGUUAACAUUAUGGUCUUCGUGUUGUCCAUCUUGGGUCAGGUUGCGUGGCUGGCGCUUGGGUUUUUCACCACGUGACCUGCGUUCUUGAGAUCUGGUGGGCAGGGGCCGGAGGGCGGAGGGGGGGGAGGGGGUUGGAAGAUGUGUAUGUUAGUUUAGUUAUAUGAAUUAAUAAUAUAUAUAAGCACACAUAAACACUUUUUAAAAAUUUAUAUUAGUAUCUUAGAUACUGAAUACGCGAAAGCAUAUGUACACAAACACAUACAUAUCAAUUAGAAACUUAUAUAAAAAACAAGUACGUAUUCAAACAAACUUACACGCACACACAGACACAAACGGAUCUACAUACACACUCGCAUAAAAACAAGUGUACACAAAAACACGCACAUAAAAUACGCAUAUACAUCAGUUGCAUGUAUUAGAAAUGUAUCGGAUAUUUCGAUGCAUCGAGUUUUACCAGUAGGCCUAAAGGUAUGCCUUUAAAUAUUAAAGUCUAACAAGAAAAACGCACCGUUAUCGUUCAUAAAAUAUACUAUUUUCAGUAAA